This is a messenger RNA of Gekko japonicus, 3415 nucleotides long. RefSeq names its product nuclear factor of activated T-cells, cytoplasmic, calcineurin-dependent 2 (gene NFATC2). Gene Ontology annotation, biological process: cytokine production; calcineurin-NFAT signaling cascade; regulation of transcription by RNA polymerase II. The annotation marks the transcript as partial. The record is from RefSeq and is a predicted model, not a curated record. The transcript is spliced from 10 exons. Gene Ontology annotation, cellular component: transcription regulator complex. NCBI's taxonomy places the organism in Eukaryota, Metazoa, Chordata, Lepidosauria, Squamata, Gekkonidae. Gene Ontology annotation, molecular function: DNA-binding transcription factor activity, RNA polymerase II-specific; transcription factor binding; RNA polymerase II cis-regulatory region sequence-specific DNA binding.
AUGACGUCUUCCUUGCCCCCUCGGGCCUCGGAGCCACGGGCUGGCGCGCUGCCGCCGCCCUCGAUCUUCAAGCAGCCACACUGCCCGCCCGGGAAGGCUCAGGCGGGUGACUCAUCGUCCCCAACCAGCGGCCGGCCUUCCUCGACCUGCGCCUCGGCAACACCAGCCCCGGAGGCGCCCCUUCGUACCUCGCCAAACCCGCCGCGCUCCUUUGCAGAGAUCCAACGGCAAGCCACCCUCACCCCUCCAAUGGCUCGGCGGCAGGCCCGGCUGGAAAGCAGCAGAGCCGGCCUGCACAACCGCCGGCUUCUCCAUUCUCUGCCAGUCGUUGGAAAGGGCACCGGGGAGACCCGUCGGGGGCAGCAGCCGCGCUGCAAGAAGACCUGCGACUCAGCCGCUCAGCGAGCCGCCCUGGUGGCUGGACCAGCGCCCUGCAGUUCCGCCGGCGACCUCCUCCUCCAGAGGCCGCCCAUGGCUGGCAGGCGGGGCUUGUGGCGUGACGCGGGCGGGCGGGCGCGGGAGAGGCCGGGGGUUCCUCGGCGGCGUUGGGGCGCGGGACCGGGGGCCGAGUUAGGGUUACGGAGGCUUUCUUGGACUGGGAGCUCCACCGCAGAGGCCGCGGGGGGAGGGAGGGGGAACUGGGAAGAAAGAAGCAGCAUUUCGCGGUCGGGAAGAAAAAACAAUCGUAUUCAUAUCACUGCCGUCAAUAAUCCUAUCAGUAAUUCUAUCACUAUGUAUGAGGGAGAAUCCGACCGAUUGCCUUUCAGCCCCCCCCCUCCACCCCCGUGCAAAAUGUAUUCCACCAUAAGCCUUGUCAUAGAUUCAGAAGAACCGACUCCUUCACAUAAAAUCAUCAGCCCACCCUCUGGAGUUGCUUACCCUCAUGACGAUGUCUCGGACUAUGGCCUCAAGCCGUACAGCCCCUUCGCUUUGUCUAGCCUAUCAGCAGAUCACAUGGGCAGAUACGGACAGCCAGAUAGCCUAGGGUCGAAAUGCUACUCGGACCCUGUCAAGGCUGCCGGUCCCCCUACUUUGAGCCCUAGGAUUGAGAUAACGCCAUCUUAUGAACUGAUUCACUCGGGGGGGCCCUUCUGCAGCAGAGACGCAGAUCUCUUGGUAGAGCAUCAGUCCAACUCCGCUACCGCUAGCCCAAGGUUUACCCUGCCUGUCCCCGGCUUUGAGAGCUACCGAGAACCGCUGUGCCUGAGCCCUCCUAGCAGUGGCUCCUCUGCAAGCUUCAUUUCAGAGACAAAUUUCUCUCCUUACACCUCACCAUGCGUUUCACCAAAUAAUGGCCCUAGUGAUGACCUUUGUCCACAAUUUCAAAACACCCAUGCUCAUUAUUCCCCUAGAACCUCGCCAAUAAUGUCUCCACAAGCAACCAUCGUGGAGGAUACCUGCUUGGGGCCACGUUCACCAUCGCCACGUCCCAACUCAAGGUCGUCGUCUCCGGGCGCAAAGCGGAGGUAUUCUUGCACUGAGCUCUACGGGAGUCAGCAGCCUUCCACUUCUCCACGGCAAUCGAGGACCCCUUCUCCACAGGCCUCUCCCCAGAUCCCCUUGAGGGACGACGGGUCUUCGGUCACUUACACCCAGUUGACCAGCUCUUCUAGCCUCAUGGAUGCAAUGAGCAACCUCACCACCGAUCCCUCCUGUGGAGUUCCCACAAAAAUAUGGAAAACCAGCCCCGAUCCGUCACUGAUGUCUCCUCACAAAGCCAGCAUGCCGUGUCAUGUGCUUCAGCCCAUUGAAUAUAUUGCUCCUUGUGAGCAGGAUGAUCGACGAAACCCACCACCUGACUCAAUCUUGUUAGUACCACCAUCUUGGUCAAAGCAGUUGAUGCCUGCAAUACCCAUCUGCAGCAUUCCUGUGCAAUCCCUCCCACCACUUGAAUGGCCUCUAGCCAGCCAUUCCGGCUCUUACGAACUGCGGAUUGAAGUGCAGCCAAAGCCCCACCAUCGUGCCCAUUAUGAGACGGAAGGGAGUCGCGGGGCAGUCAAAGCUCCAACCGGAGGGCACCCUGUGGUCCAGCUUCACGGUUACAUGGAUAACAAACCCCUCGGCCUUCAGAUCUUCAUCGGAACAGCAGAUGAGCGGAUCCUCAAGCCUCACGCUUUUUACCAAGUCCACCGCAUUACAGGCAAGACGGUCACCACCACCAGCUAUGAGAAAAUCGUCGGCAACACCAAAGUGCUGGAAAUCCCUCUGGAGCCGAAAAACAACAUGAAAGCAACGAUUGACUGCGCCGGGAUCCUCAAGCUGCGCAAUGCAGAUAUUGAACUCCGGAAAGGGGAGACAGAUAUCGGUCGGAAGAACACCCGAGUGCGGCUGGUCUUCCGGGUGCACAUCCCUGAAUCCAGUGGCAGGAUAGUUUCUUUGCAAGUGGCGUCGAACCCCAUUGAAUGCUCUCAACGCUCUGCUCAUGAACUUCCGAUGGUGGAGAGACAAGAUGUUGACAACUGCCUGGUAUACGGUGGGCAACAGAUGAUUCUGACCGGCCAGAAUUUUACUGCUGAGUCGAAAGUUGUCUUCACAGAAAAGACACCAGAUGGACAGCAGAUUUGGGAGAUGGAAGCCACGGUGGAUAAAGAUAAGAGCCAACCUAGUAUGCUUUUUGUGGAGAUACCAGAGUAUCGGAACAAACACAUUCGUACCCCUGUCAAAGUGAAUUUCUAUGUGAUCAAUGGAAAACGGAAAAAAAGUCAGCCGCAACAUUUUACCUACCACCCAGUGCCUUCAAUCAAAACAGAGCCCAUUGAUGACUAUGAUCCAGCUUUAAUCUGCAAUACAGUACACAGUGGUCUGGGCACAGUGACACAGCCUUAUUAUUCGCACCACACAAUGGUCACCGAAUCUCCUUCCUGUCUUGUGGCCACGAUGGCUUCCUGCCAGCAGCUGCGUUCAAGUCUGUCUUCCCCUGAAUCUCGAUAUCCUCAGCAAACCCCAGGGGCUGUAAUAUACCAAAGAAGCAAGAGUCUCAGCCCUAGCCACCUGGGCUACCAGCAGUCCAGUCUGAUGGCUACGCAAGUUUCCAUUCCAGAUGUGCACAGGUCCGUGCUGGUGCACACAGGCUCCCCCAGCCAAAGCUCAGCGGGGCUCCACCAUUCUCCAGCCAAUCAGCAGUCUUCCCCCGUGAUUCACUGUUCUCCAUCAACCAACCAGCAGCUAAGGUGUGAAAGCCAUCAAGAAUUUCAGCACAUCAUGUGCAGCGAAAAUUUCGCAACCAGCGGAGUGAGACCUGGCCAGACUCAGGUCAGCCAAGCGCAAAGGCUAAGUCCAACCUCGUACCCUACCGUGAUUCAGCAGCAGAGAACGGCAAAAAACGGGCCGCCAGUAAGUGACCCGAAAGAAGUAUUGCCAACUGGAGUGACUGUUAAGCAGGAACAGAACCUUGACCAAGCCUACUUGGAUGAUG